Papilio polytes (common Mormon) is the source of this 1260-nucleotide messenger RNA. RefSeq lists its product as uncharacterized. Bases 122 to 1069 code for a protein of 315 amino acids. NCBI's taxonomy places the organism in Eukaryota, Metazoa, Arthropoda, Insecta, Lepidoptera, Papilionidae. The record is from RefSeq and is a predicted model, not a curated record. The transcript has 2 exons.
CCUUGGGCACCCCUGGAGCAGUUCAGGCGGGUUCAGUCAACCCUCUUGUGGCCGGAGCUGGCAGCGCGGUGCAGUCGCCAGCCGUCACGGGGCCCGGUCACUCGCGCACUCACGCUACAAGAUGCAGUGCUUCAUUUGCGUCACCUACAUGAUAAUACUGUGCACCGCACAGCCGACCAGAGACCAGACAGUAGCUACAACACACGAGAAGCGAUCUCUUUUCCAAGACGUCAUCGAGUCCCUGCGGAUACGAUCUCAGCUGCCCGAAGAAAUCAACCACAGCGAUGACAACAACUUGUCUCAAAAUUAUAACGAAUAUGGCUUCGACAACGAACCACCCGAACUUCCGAGCGACGCAGAUUUUGUACCACGACGUAAUGAUCGUAUUGAAAUGCCUACAUUGAAAUACAGAUUCCCUAAAAGUCUUCAGAUGAAUGGAAGUGAUAUUAAAGUAGAAAACAAAAAAGAAGAUAUAAUCGUAUAUGUGAAUACGCCGUCAGAUAUACCGGAACCCAGACUCACAACUCACAAACCAAAAAAAGAGCCAAAACCAAAUAGAAAAGUGAACUUUGUGAAACAAAACGAAAGUGAUGAAGAUAUGACAGAUGUAACAAGUGACUUGAUAGACGAUAGUUAUAGACCUGUAAUAAAUAAAAUGGCAGAUUCGAGUCAAAUCGGAAACAGAGAAUAUCAAACAGUAAUCAAACCGACCGUAAUUGUGAAUUUCCGCGGCUCGGUCAGCCACAGAGACAGCGAGAUCAGAUUAGAAAAGAGGAACAAUCCUAAAAGAAAACAAGAUCUGGAUUCUGCGCGCAACAUAUUUAAUAUCAAUCAAGAGAUAAAAUUGGAACGUCCCAAUGGUACCAUAGAUGUGGAAGGAUUGAGACACCUGAGCAGCGCAGUAAAGCAAGGCGUCAACGUACUCUCAGAUAAAGUGAAGGAGAAAGUGGACGAUGACAUGACGGCGUGUGAGACGCCGGCCGCGCACGCACCGCCUGCGCCGGGGAGCGACCGCAGCGCACGGCACGAUGUAGACGACAAUAUCCUACAGAUCGUAGUUACACUUUAAUUUAACAGAAUUUAGUAUUAAGAUAAAUAAUUUUAAUAGUGUUAAAGCCUUGAUUCUUCAAUGAAUUACAUUUUUAAUAAGUAUAAUAGUAUAAGAAUGAGGUGAAAGACUGAAUUGGUAUGCUGAUCUCUGGUAUAUGGUCAACUGUUCCCAGCGAUUUUUGAAUUAAUAAUAAAUAUAUUUUAAAGCGA